Molecule: messenger RNA, 563 nt
Organism: Racocetra persica
Lineage: Eukaryota; Fungi; Glomeromycota; Glomeromycetes; Diversisporales; Gigasporaceae
Source: the annotation of a GenBank genome assembly
ACGAAUUAUUCGUAACAAAAUCGAAAGCAAUUAUUACUAAAGAAUUUAAGUCCCCACCAAAAAAAAUUCAAAAUGAAACACCAUCUACUAAUAGAAUGACGAAUAAACUAAAAAAAAAACUUAAAAUGCAAUAUUUUAUGCGCAAAUUACAACAUUCCACACCAUUUUCAGUUGAAUUUCGAUCUAAGACUAGGCAUAAAAAUUCAUUACCGUCAAUGCCAAAAAAACCGUUACGAUCAAAUUCACUGCCUAAUGCUGCAUACGUACAAAAUCAUGAAGAAUCCAUCGAAAAGCAGGACACAUUUUGGAUUCCUAUGCUACCUAAUGAUGCAUACGCGCAAAAUCAUGAAGAACCUAUCAUAAACCAGGACGCAUUUUGGGUUCCUAUACUACCUAAUGAUGUAUACGUGCAAAAUAAUGAAUAUAUCGAAAGGCAGAUUAAUGGUUCGUUAUAUGCGUCCACCUCAGAAUACAUGCUAUUUUGUCGCGAUGCUAACACAAAUCAUAUCACUGAUGACUGGAUGUAUUGGCCUUGUUGCAGUUUCAAACGGACUUUUCAAAUU